AUGUUGAAGGGUAGCGUUGUCCCCACGUUAUUGGUUUUGCUCGUGGUUUAUUGCGAUGACAGGGAAUCGGCUCGUUUGCAAAUAGGAAUCAAGAAACGUGUCGAAAACUGUCAGUUGAGGUCAAGAAAGGGGGAUACUCUGAACGUGCACUAUGUGGGGAUGUUAGAAGAUGGUACCGAGUUCGAUAAUAGCUGGUCCCGCAAUAAGCCGUUCAUAUUCACGCUUGGGAUGGGACAAGUCAUUAAGGGAUGGGACCAAGGACUGCUGAACAUGUGCGAGGGCGAACAACGUCGCCUUGCAAUCCCAUCUGAUCUAGCCUACGGUAGUUCCGGUUCUCCACCGAAAAUCCCACCCGAUGCCAGUUUGAAAUUUGAUAUCGAGUUGGUCAAGAUUGAACGCGAAGGAGAUUUAUAG
Molecule: messenger RNA, 414 nt
Organism: Loa loa (African eye worm)
Lineage: Eukaryota; Metazoa; Nematoda; Chromadorea; Rhabditida; Onchocercidae
Product: FKBP-type peptidyl-prolyl cis-trans isomerase-13
Exons: 4
Coding region: 1-414 (137 amino acids)
Biological process (GO): protein peptidyl-prolyl isomerization
Molecular function (GO): peptidyl-prolyl cis-trans isomerase activity
Source: RefSeq, a predicted model, not a curated record